Dromaius novaehollandiae (emu) is the source of this 24410-nucleotide messenger RNA. It is a transcript of the gene NEB, whose product is annotated as nebulin. Gene Ontology annotation, biological process: cardiac muscle thin filament assembly. The record is from RefSeq and is a predicted model, not a curated record. Bases 130 to 23676 code for a protein of 7848 amino acids. Gene Ontology annotation, cellular component: Z disc. NCBI's taxonomy places the organism in Eukaryota, Metazoa, Chordata, Aves, Casuariiformes, Dromaiidae. The transcript has 168 exons. Gene Ontology annotation, molecular function: actin filament binding.
AAGAAAUACACAUAAAAAAGCCACAAGAGCUAAAAUAAAGCCCCAGAGCACCUGUACAGGCUAAUGCUGCAAAGAGAAGAAUUGCCUCAUUAACCUAAGUGAGUGGGUGAGAGGCAGAAUACUGCAAAAAUGGAGGAGGAAGAAUAUGAGGAAGUUGUAGAGUACUACAUUGAGGAGACAGUUAUUGAGGAUGGUGAACCACAUGAGGUGAUCACUGAGACCACAGAAUACACGAGUCCCCACACCACCAUAUAUACAGUUGAGCAUGAAAGGCCUUCUGUUGAGCAUGCAGCACCUCCAGUCAGAAAGAAGAUAAUACGGACAAAAGUGGACCCAUCUAAGUUUUUGACACCAUAUCUGCAACACAGUAAUAAAAUGAAGGACCUAUUCAGUGAGAACAAAUACAAAGAAAAAUUUAGAAAAGAAAAAGGAAAGCCAUAUGCUUCCACAACUGAUACCCCAGAACAUCGGCGAAUCAAGAAAGUACAAGACCAGCUCAGUGAGGUUAAAUACCGCAUGGCUGGUGAAGUUGCUAGAACUAUUUGCCAUGUUGAUGAAAAGGCCAAGGAUAUAGAACAUGCAAAGAAGGUCUCACAGCAAGUGAGCAAGGUGUUAUAUAAACAAAAUUGGGAGGAGAAUAAAGACAAGUACCUACUUCCCCCUGAUGCUCCAGAACUUGUGAAUGCAAUAAAAAAUACAGCGAUGUUCAGUAAGAAACUCUAUACAGAAGACUGGGAAGGAGACAAAGCAUUAUUCUAUCCAUACAAUGACAGUCCAGAGCUCAGGAGGGUGGCACAGGCCCAAAAGACUCUGAGUGAUAUCGUCUACAAAAAAGGGCAUGAUGAACGAAAAUCUAAAUACACUUCUCUGCCAGAUCCACCUGAUGUGGAACUAGCCAAGAAAGUGACAAGGCAACUCAGUGAUAUUAACUACCAUGAAGACUAUAAAAACAAGAUCAAAGGCAAGUGGAGUCAAACUCCAUGCUAUGAUGUUGCAAUUGCAAAAAUGAAUUCAGAAAAUAUAAGUACGAGAAAAUAUCAGGAAGACUUUGAAAACAUAAAAGACCAAAUCUACUUUAUGCAAACUGAAACUCCAGAAUAUGAAGCUAAUAAGCGACUUGGAAGUAAUGUCAGUAAGAUAAAAUACAGAGCAGACUAUGAAAAGAACAAAGCUAUUGCAGAUUAUAAUGUACUUCCUGCUACAGAGAACCCUUUGCUGAGGCAAUUAAAAGCUGCAGGAAAUAUGCUGAGUGAUAAAUUAUACAAAGAAGCCUAUGAACAAUCAAAAGGAACAAACAUGAAUUAUUGUGACACUCCAAAGUUUCAGACUGACAGUGUUCUAAAGAAUUUUAGUGAUGUAAAAUAUAAAGAUGCAUAUCAAAAGAAUAUUUUAGGACACUAUUUAGGGAGCUAUGAGGACCCAUAUCACACACACUGUAUGAAAGUUGAAGCUAUGAAGAGUGAUAAAAAUUACAAGGCAGAUUAUGAGGAGGACAAGUCAAAAUGCUACUUCCCUCAGACCAUAACUCAAGAAUAUGAAGCUAUUAAGAAGUUAGAUCAGUGUAAAGAUCACACCUACAAAAAACAUCCUGAUCAAAUCAAAUUUACUCAAGUGACAGACUCUCCAGUGCAGAAGCAAGCAGAGAUCAAUAGCAAACAGCUGAGUGAUUUGAAAUACAAAGCUAAACAUGAAAGUGAGAAGUUCAAAUGUUCUGUACCACCAGAUGCUCCAUUUUUCCUCCAGUCCCGUGUUAAUGCAUAUAACAUUAGUGAUAAUUGUUACAAGUAUGAAUGGGAAAAGUCUAAAGAUAAGGAGUUUGAAAUCAAAGUUGAUGCAAUUCCACUUCUUGCAGCUAAAGCUCACAAUAAAAUUGCAAGUGAUGUGGAAUAUAAGAAAGCAUAUGAACAGAGUAAAGGGAAAAUGGUUGGAGCCCUGAGUGUUCAUGAUGAUCCCAAGAUACUACAUUCCAUGAAGGUGGCCAAACAGCAGAGUGAUCGCGAGUACAAGUUGGCUUAUGAAACAUCAAAGACCAACUAUACAGCACCCCUGGACAUGGUCCCAGUUGUUCAAGCAAAAAAAUCUCAAGAAAUUGCCAGCAAUGUGGACUACAAGAACAUCCCUCAUAAUUACUUUUAUCCUCCUGACAGCAUUAAUGUGGAGCUUGCAAAGAAAGCCUAUGCUCUUCAGAGUGACAAUGAGUAUAAAUCUGAUUACAAUAGUGACAUGAAAGGCUGUGGCUGGAUACCAUUAGGAUCUCUGGAAGCAGAGAAGGUUAAGAGAGCUUCAGACAUUCUGAAUGAGAAAAAGUAUCGCCAGCAUCCAGACACUAUUAAGUUUACGCAGAUUGAAGAUGAGCCUGUUAUGGUUCAGGCUAAAAUCAACCAAGCUCAGAGAAGUGACGUACUAUAUAAAGCCAAAGGUGAAGAAGUUAUUCACAAGUAUCACCUUCCUCCAGAUGUGCCCCAGUUUAUCCAGGCUAAAGUUAAUGCCUAUAAUAUUAGUGAUAACUACUACAAAAUUGGAUUGGAAGAAUUAAAAUCAAGGGGAUAUGAUCUAAGAAGUGAUGCUAUUCCUAUCAGAGCUGCCAAGGCUGCUAGACAGGCUGUCAGUGAUGUUAACUAUAAAAAAGGCUAUGAACUUGCCAAGGGUAAACUUAUUGGCUUCCAGAGCCUCCAAGAUGAUCCAAAACUGGUUCAUUAUAUGAAAGUAGCCAAGAUGCAAUCUGAGCGAGAGUACAAAAAGGAUUAUGAGAAAACUAAAACUAGGUACAACACCCCACUGGAUAUGGUCAAUGUUGCGGCUGCCAAGAAGGCUCAAGAGAUUGCCAGCAAUGCUAAUUACAAGAACCUCCUGCACCACUAUACUUAUUUACCAGAUGCAAUGAACUUGGAGUUGACCAAAAACAUGAUGGAGAUUCAGAGUGAUAAUGCAUACAAACAAGACUAUAACAGCUGGUUCAAGGGUAUUGGAUGGAGUCCCCUGGGUUCUCUGGAAGUUGAAAAAGCUAAAAAGGCUGGAGAUGCACUAAAUGAGAAGAAAUACCGUCAGCACCCAGACACCAUCAAAUUUACAAGUAUACCAGAUUCAAUACCAAUGGUUUUAGCUCAGCACAAUACCAAACAACUGAGUGAUGUAACAUAUAAGCAAGAGGGUGAAAAAGUAAAACACAAAUACACUCUGGAUCCUGAUGUUCCACAGUUUAUUCAAGCCAGGGUCAAUGCCUACAAUUUGAGUGAUGCUAACUACAAAGCAGACUGGAAGAAAACUAUUGCCAAAGGAUAUGAUCUGAAACCAGAUGCCAUUCCUAUUAUUGCUGCUAAAGCUUCUCGAAACAUUGCCAGUGAUUAUAAGUACAAAGAAUCAUAUGAGAAAGAGAAAGGCAAACAGGUUGGAUACCGUAGCCUGCAGGAUGAUCCUAAACUUGUUCAUUACAUGAAUGUGGCCAAAAUGCAAUCAGAUCGUGAAUACAAGAAGGAUUAUGAAGUCACCAAGACCAAAUACCACACUCCCUUGGAUAUGUUCAGUGUGACAGCUGCCAAGAAGGCCCAGGAAGCAGUUACAAACACUGGCUAUAAACAGCUAAUCCACGAUUAUACACUCUUGCCUGAUGCUGUGAACUUGGAACUAUCAAAAAAUAUGAUGCAGAUUCAGAGUGAUAAUGCCUACAAAGCAGAUUUUAAUAACUGGCUAAGAGGAGUUGGUUGGCUGCCAAUUCAAUCACUGGAUGUAGAAAAGGCCAAAAAAGCUACAGAGAUUCUUAGUGAGAAGAAGUAUCGCCAGCACCCAGACAAGCUGAAAUACUCCAUUACGAUGGAUGCAAUGGAACAGGUGCUUGCUAAACAAAAUGCCAAGACCAUGAAUAAGAGGCUCUACACUGAUAAGUGGAACAAAGAGAAGACCAGCAUUCACGUUAUGCCAGAUACUCCAGAAAUUCUGCAGUCUAGAGUGAACCAGAUCACCAUGAGUGAUAAAUUAUACAAAGCUGGAUGGGAGGAAGACAAGAAGAAAGGUUAUGACUUGCAGCCAGAUGCUAUUCCAAUAAAAGCAGCCAAAGCCUCCAGGGACAUUGCAAGUGAUUAUAAAUACAAACUAGCCUACGAAAAAGCAAAAGGAAAGCAUAUUGGGUUCCGCAGCCUUGAAGAUGACCCCAAGCUGGUGCACUUCAUGCAGGUGGCUAAGAUGCAAUCUGAUCGUGAAUACAAAAAGGAUUAUGAGAAGGCAAAAACUAAUUUCCAUACCCCAGUCGACAUGCUCAGUGUUGUGGCAGCGAAGAAGGCACAGGAAGUGGCUACAAAUGCAAACUACAAAAACUUGAUCCAUACUUACAAUAUUUUGCCCGAUGCUAUGAGUCUUGAAUUAGCCAAAAACAUGAUGCAGUUACAGAGUGAUAAUCAAUACAAAGCAGAAUAUGAUGAAAGUAUGAAGGGCGUUGGAUGGAUGCCAUUGGGCUCCUUGGAAGCUGAGAAAAACAAAAAAGCGAUGGAAAUUGUCAGUGAAAAGAAAUACCGUCAGCAUCCAGACAAGCUGCAGUACUCCACUCCUAUGGAUUCUAUGAACAUGGUCUUAGCUAUGAAUAAUGCAAAAAUCAUGGAUGAGCACAAAUAUAAACAAGCAUGGGAAGAAGACAAAAAGAAAGUUCAUAUCACACCAGAUAUUCCACAGAUUGCUUUAGCAAAAGUCAAUGCAUUUAAUCUAAGUGAUAAAAUGUACAGGCUUUCUUUUGAAGAAUCGAGGAAGAAAGGGUAUGAUCUCAGAGCUGAUGCUAUCCCUAUUAAAGCUGCCAAAGCUUCUAGGGACAUCGCUAGUGAUUAUAAGUACAAAUUAGGUUAUGAACAAGACAAGGGAAAACUUGUAGGCUUCCGCAGUCUUCAGGAUGAUCCCAAGCUUGUCCAUUAUAUGCAAGUGGCUAAGAUGCAGUCUGAUCGUGAAUACAAGAAAGCCUAUGAGAUUAGCAAGACACAUUACCAAACACCUUCUGAUGCACUUAGUAUCAUGGCAGCAAAAGAGGCACAGGAUCGUGUAACCAAUACUAACUACAAGCGACUGAUUCACCACUAUAUGCUUCUACCAGAUGCAAUGAGUUUAGAACUGUCCAGAAACAUGAAUCGGAUACAAAGUGAUAAUGAGUACAAGCAGGAUUACAAUGACUGGUACAAGGGUAUUGGCUGGAGUCCUGCUGGUUCUCUGGAUGUGGAGAAAUCUAAGAAAGCUACAGAAAUUGCAAGUGACCAGAAAUACCGCCAGCAUCCCAGUACGUUCCCCUUUACAAAACAGAAUGAUGCCAUGGACAUGGUGCUUGCAAAGCAGAAUGCACAGAUAAUGAAUAAACAUGCUUAUAUUCAAGCCUGGGAGAAGGAUAAAACUCAGGUUCAUGUGAUGCCAGAUACACCAGAUAUUCUACAGGCUAAACAGAACAGUACGAACUACAGUCAGAAACUAUACAAGCUUGGCUGGGAAGAAAUGAUAAAGAAGGGCUAUGACCUCACACCUGAAGCCAUUUCAGUGAAAGCUGCCAAAGCUUCAAGGGACAUUGCAAGUGAUUACAAGUACAAAGAAGGCUACCGCAAGCAACAGGGACAUCACAUUGGAUUCCGCAGUUUACAGGAUGAUCCUAAGAUGAUGUGGUCUAUGCAAGUAGCUAAGAUGCAGAGUGAGAGAGAAUACAAAAAAGAUUUUGAAAAGUGGAAGACAAAGUUUAACAUGCCUGUGGAUAUGCUAGGCUUCCUUCUGGCUAAGAAAUGUCAGGAACUUGUUAGUGAUAUAGACUACAAACAUAUGCUACACCGCUGGACUUGUCUGCCCGACCAGAAUGAUGUCAUCCAAGCAAAGAGAGUCUAUGAACUACAGAGUGAUCUUGCGUACAAGUCCGAUCUGCAGUGGCUGAGGGGCAUUGGCUGGUUGCCGAGUGGUUCGUUGGAUGAUGAGAAGAAUAAGAGAGCAUGCCUCAUCCUGAGUGACAAGAAGUAUCGGCAGCACCCGGACACCAUCAAAUUCACGAGCCUUCCUGACUCUAUGCCAAUGGUUCUGGCAAAGCACAACACUGAAAUUAUGAACCAGCGCGCAUACACGUCGGCUUGGGAGAAAGAUAAAACCAGCGUUCACAUUAUGCCAGACACACCUGAUAUUCUGCUAGCGCAGCAGAACAGGCUGAACUACAGUGAGAAACUGUACAAGCUUGGAAUGGAAGAAGAGAAGAAGAAGGGGUACGACCUGCGAGCAGAUGCCAUUCCUAUCCAGGCUGCAAAAGCUUCCCGAGAUAUUGCAAGUGAUUACAAGUAUAAAGAAGGCUACCGCAAGCAGCUUGGCCACCAUAUUGGAGCGCGGAACAUAGAGGAUGACCCCAAGAUGGUGUGGUCUAUGCACGUAGCCAAGGUCCAGAGUGACAGGGAGUACAAGAAAGCCUUUGAGAAGACAAAGACCCACUUCAGUAGCCCGGUGGACAUGCUGGGCAUUGUGUUGGCGAAGAAAUGUCAGGAGCUGGUCAGCGAUAUUGAUUACAAGCAUCCUCUGCAUCAUUGGACAUGUCUGCCCGACCAAAACGAUGUUGUACAAGCCAGGAAAGUGUACGACCUGCAGAGCGAUCUUGUGUACAAGUCCGAUCUGCAGUGGCUGAGGGGCAUUGGCUGGUUGCCGAGUGGUUCGUUGGAUGAUGAGAAGAAUAAGAGAGCAUGCCUCAUCCUGAGUGACAAGAAGUAUCGGCAGCACCCGGACACCAUCAAAUUCACGAGCCUUCCUGACUCUAUGCCAAUGGUUCUGGCAAAGCACAACUCUGAAAUUAUGAACCAGCGCGCAUACACGUCGGCUUGGGAGAAAGAUAAAACCAGCGUUCACAUUAUGCCAGACACACCUGAUAUUCUGCUAGCGCAGCAGAACAGGCUGAACUACAGUGAGAAACUGUACAAGCUUGGAAUGGAAGAAGAGAAGAAGAAGGGGUACGACCUGCGAGCAGAUGCCAUUCCUAUCCAGGCUGCAAAAGCUUCCCGAGAUAUUGCAAGUGAUUACAAGUAUAAAGAAGGCUACCGCAAGCAGCUUGGCCACCAUAUUGGAGCGCGGAACAUAGAGGAUGACCCCAAGAUGAUGUGGUCUAUGCACGUAGCCAAGGUCCAGAGUGACAGGGAGUACAAGAAAGCCUUUGAGAAGACAAAGACCCACUUCAGUAGCCCGGUGGACAUGCUGGGCAUUGUGCUGGCGAAGAAAUGUCAGGAGCUGGUCAGCGAUAUUGAUUACAAGCAUCCUCUGCAUCAUUGGACAUGUCUGCCCGACCAAAACGAUGUUGUACAAGCCAGGAAAGUGUACGACCUGCAGAGCGAUCUUGUGUACAAGUCCGAUCUGCAGUGGCUGAGGGGCAUUGGCUGGUUGCCGAGUGGUUCGUUGGAUGAUGAGAAGAAUAAGAGAGCAUGCCUCAUCCUGAGUGACAAGAAGUAUCGGCAGCACCCGGACACCAUCAAAUUCACGAGCCUUCCUGACUCUAUGCCAAUGGUUCUGGCAAAGCACAACUCUGAAAUUAUGAACCAGCGCGCAUACACGUCGGCUUGGGAGAAAGAUAAAACCAGCGUUCACAUUAUGCCAGACACACCUGAUAUUCUGCUAGCGCAGCAGAACAGGCUGAACUACAGUGAGAAACUGUACAAGCUUGGAAUGGAAGAAGAGAAGAAGAAGGGGUACGACCUGCGAGCAGAUGCCAUUCCUAUCCAGGCUGCAAAAGCUUCCCGAGAUAUUGCAAGUGAUUACAAGUAUAAAGAAGGCUACCGCAAGCAGCUUGGCCACCAUAUUGGAGCGCGGAACAUAGAGGAUGACCCCAAGAUGGUGUGGUCUAUGCACGUAGCCAAGGUCCAGAGUGACAGGGAGUACAAGAAAGCCUUUGAGAAGACAAAGACCCACUUCAGUAGCCCGGUGGACAUGCUGGGCAUUGUGCUGGCGAAGAAAUGUCAGGAGCUGGUCAGCGAUAUUGAUUACAAGCAUCCUCUGCAUCAUUGGACAUGUCUGCCCGACCAAAACGAUGUUGUACAAGCCAGGAAAGUGUACGACCUGCAGAGCGAUCUUGUGUACAAGUCCGAUCUGCAGUGGCUGAGGGGCAUUGGCUGGUUGCCGAGUGGUUCGUUGGAUGAUGAGAAGAAUAAGAGAGCAUGCCUCAUCCUGAGUGACAAGAAGUAUCGGCAGCACCCGGACACCAUCAAAUUCACGAGCCUUCCUGACUCUAUGCCAAUGGUUCUGGCAAAGCACAACUCUGAAAUUAUGAACCAGCGCGCAUACACGUCGGCUUGGGAGAAAGAUAAAACCAGCGUUCACAUUAUGCCAGACACACCUGAUAUUCUGCUAGCGCAGCAGAACAGGCUGAACUACAGUGAGAAACUGUACAAGCUUGGAAUGGAAGAAGAGAAGAAGAAGGGGUACGACCUGCGAGCAGAUGCCAUUCCUAUCCAGGCUGCAAAAGCUUCCCGAGAUAUUGCAAGUGAUUACAAGUAUAAAGAAGGCUACCGCAAGCAGCUUGGCCACCAUAUUGGAGCGCGGAACAUAGAGGAUGACCCCAAGAUGGUGUGGUCUAUGCACGUAGCCAAGGUCCAGAGUGACAGGGAGUACAAGAAAGCCUUUGAGAAGACAAAGACCCACUUCAGUAGCCCGGUGGACAUGCUGGGCAUUGUGCUGGCGAAGAAAUGUCAGGAGCUGGUCAGCGAUAUUGAUUACCGCCACUAUCUGCAUCAGUGGAUCUGUCUGCCAGACCAGAAUGAUGUUAUCCAUGCCAAGAAGGCCUAUGAUCUACAGAGUGAUAAUUACUACAAGUCAGACCUUGAAUGGUUGCGGGGCAUUGGCUGGGUCCCAAUUGGUUCCUUGGAUGUUGAAAAAGCCAAGAGAGCAGGACAGAUCUUGAGUGAUAAAGUGUACCGUCAGCCUCCAGACACAAUCAAGUUUACUAGUGUCACUGAUUCUCUGGAGAUGGUCUUAGCCAAGCAGAACGCAGACACGAUGAAUAAGCGUUUAUAUACUGAGGCCUGGGAUAAAGACAAGACACAAAUCCAUGUAAUGCCUGACACACCUGAAAUCAUGCUGGCAAAACAGAACAUGCAAAACUACAGUGCGAAACUUUAUAAACAUGCCAUGGAAGAAUCAAAAAAGAAAGGCCAUGACUUGCGAGUUGAUGCUAUCCCCAUUCAAGCUGCCAAAGCAUCCAGAGAAAUUGCCAGUGAUUACAAAUACAAAGAAGGCUACCGCAAGCAGCUUGGCCACCAUAUUGGAGCGCGGAACAUAGAGGAUGACCCCAAGAUGAUGUGGUCUAUGCACGUAGCCAAGGUCCAGAGUGACAGGGAGUACAAGAAAGCCUUUGAGAAGACAAAGACCCACUUCAGUAGCCCGGUGGACAUGCUGGGCAUUGUGCUGGCGAAGAAAUGUCAGGAGCUGGUCAGCGAUAUUGAUUACCGCCACUAUCUGCAUCAGUGGAUCUGUCUGCCAGACCAGAAUGAUGUUAUCCAUGCCAAGAAGGCCUAUGAUCUACAGAGUGAUAAUUACUACAAGUCAGACCUUGAAUGGUUGCGGGGCAUUGGCUGGGUCCCAAUUGGUUCCUUGGAUGUUGAAAAAGCCAAGAGAGCAGGACAGAUCUUGAGUGAUAAAGUGUACCGUCAGCCUCCAGACACAAUCAAGUUUACUAGUGUCACUGAUUCUCUGGAGAUGGUCUUAGCCAAGCAGAACGCAGACACGAUGAAUAAGCGUUUAUAUACUGAGGCCUGGGAUAAAGACAAGACACAAAUCCAUGUAAUGCCUGACACACCUGAAAUCAUGCUGGCAAAACAGAACAUGCAAAACUACAGUGCGAAACUUUAUAAACAUGCCAUGGAAGAAUCAAAAAAGAAAGGCCAUGACUUGCGAGUUGAUGCUAUCCCCAUUCAAGCUGCCAAAGCAUCCAGAGAAAUUGCCAGUGAUUACAAAUACAAAGAAGGCUACCGCAAGCAGCUUGGCCACCAUAUUGGAGCGCGGAACAUAGAGGAUGACCCCAAGAUGAUGUGGUCUAUGCACGUAGCCAAGGUCCAGAGUGACAGGGAGUACAAGAAAGCCUUUGAGAAGACAAAGACCCACUUCAGUAGCCCGGUGGACAUGCUGGGCAUUGUGCUGGCGAAGAAAUGUCAGGAGCUGGUCAGCGAUAUUGAUUACCGCCACUAUCUGCAUCAGUGGAUCUGUCUGCCAGACCAGAAUGAUGUUAUCCAUGCCAAGAAGGCCUAUGAUCUACAGAGUGAUAAUUACUACAAGUCAGACCUUGAAUGGUUGCGGGGCAUUGGCUGGGUCCCAAUUGGUUCCUUGGAUGUUGAAAAAGCCAAGAGAGCAGGACAGAUCUUGAGUGAUAAAGUGUACCGUCAGCCUCCAGACACAAUCAAGUUUACUAGUGUCACUGAUUCUCUGGAGAUGGUCUUAGCCAAGCAGAACGCAGACACGAUGAAUAAGCGUUUAUAUACUGAGGCCUGGGAUAAAGACAAGACACAAAUCCAUGUAAUGCCUGACACACCUGAAAUCAUGCUGGCAAAACAGAACAUGCAAAACUACAGUGCGAAACUUUAUAAACAUGCCAUGGAAGAAUCAAAAAAGAAAGGCCAUGACUUGCGAGUUGAUGCUAUCCCCAUUCAAGCUGCCAAAGCAUCCAGAGAAAUUGCCAGUGAUUACAAAUACAAAGAAGGCUACCGCAAGCAGCUUGGCCACCAUAUUGGAGCGCGGAACAUAGAGGAUGACCCCAAGAUGAUGUGGUCUAUGCACGUAGCCAAGGUCCAGAGUGACAGGGAGUACAAGAAAGCCUUUGAGAAGACAAAGACCCACUUCAGUAGCCCGGUGGACAUGCUGGGCAUUGUGUUGGCGAAGAAAUGUCAGGAGCUGGUCAGCGAUAUUGAUUACCGCCACUAUCUGCAUCAGUGGAUCUGUCUGCCAGACCAGAAUGAUGUUAUCCAUGCCAAGAAGGCCUAUGAUCUACAGAGUGAUGCCGUUUACAAAUCAGACCUGGAAUGGCUAAGGGGAAUUGGAUGGGUUCCUAUUGGUUCCAUGGAUGUUGAGAAAGCUAAGAAAGCUGGAGAAAUCCUGAGUGAAAAGAAGUAUCGUCAGCCAGCAGACCAGAUUAAAUUUACUAGUGUGACAGAUUCUUUGGCUAUGGUCUUAGCCAAGCAAAAUGCUGAGAAUAUGAACAAGCGAUUAUACACGGAAGCCUGGGAUGCUGACAAAACUUCAAUUCAUGUCAUGCCUGAUACACCGACAAUUCUGUUAGCGAAGGCCAAUGCAGCUAAUGUUAGCCAUAAACUUUAUACACAAGCCUGGGAUGAGGCCAAAACGAAGGAUUAUGACAUAAGAGCGGAUGCAAUUCCAAUCCGAAGUGCAAAGGCAUCAAGAGAUAUUGCAAGCGAUUACAAGUACAAAGAAACGCACGAGAAACAGAAAGGGCACUACAUUGGGUGCCGAACUGCAAAGGAGGAUCCCAAACUGUCGUGGGCUGCGCGUGUGAUGCAGCUUCAAAAUGACCGGAUCUACCGGAAGGGAUACCAUGAUUCGAAGGCCCGGGUCCACAUCCCAGUGGAUAUGAUGUCCGUCCAGGCAGCCAAGGAAUGCCAGACGCUAGUCAGUGAUGUUGACUACCGGCAUCGCCUGCACGAGUGGACCUGUCUGCCUGACCAGAAUGACGUGAUCCAAGCAAGGAAGGCCUACGACCUGCAGAGUGAUAACGUGUACAAGUCCGACCUGGAAUGGUUGCGUGGCAUUGGCUGGUUGACAGAAGGUUCCGUGGACGUGGUAAAAGCAAAGAGAGCCCAGGAGCUCCUGAAUGAGAGGUUGUAUCGCACGCGGCCAGAGGAGUUGAAGUUCACCAGCAUUACUGACACGCCAGAUGUUGUCCAGGCUAAGAUCAAUUCUCUGCAGAUCAGUGACCGUCUGUAUCAUGAGGCCUGGGACAGAGAUAAGACGCAGAUUUCCAUACCUGCUGACACGCCUGUAUUGCUGCAGUCCAAAGUGAAUGCUCAGAACAUCAGCAAUAAUCGUUAUCAGAAGGCCUGGGACGAGGCCAAGGCGAAAAGCUACGACAUAAGAGCUGAUGCCAUUCCCAUCAAGCAUGCCAAGGCAUCCAGAGACAUUGCGAGUGAGUACAAGUACAAAGAAACGCACGAGAAACAGAAAGGGCACUACAUUGGGUGCCGAACUGCAAAGGAGGAUCCCAAACUGUCGUGGGCUGCACGCGCGAUGCUGCUGCAGAACGACCGGAUCUACCGGAAGGCGUACCAUGAUUCGAAGGCCCGGGUCCACAUCCCAGUGGAUAUGAUGUCCGUCCAGGCAGCCAAGGAAUGCCAGACGCUAGUCAGUGAUGUUGACUACCGGCAUCGCCUGCACGAGUGGACCUGUCUGCCUGACCAGAAUGACGUGAUCCAAGCAAGGAAGGCCUACGACCUGCAGAGUGAUAACGUGUACAAGUCCGACCUGGAAUGGUUGCGUGGCAUUGGCUGGUUGACAGAAGGUUCCGUGGACGUGGUAAAAGCAAAGAGAGCCCAGGAGCUCCUGAAUGAGAGGUUGUAUCGCACGCGGCCAGAGGAGUUGAAGUUCACCAGCAUUACUGACACGCCAGAUGUUGUCCAGGCUAAGAUCAAUUCUCUGCAGAUCAGUGACCGUCUGUAUCAUGAGGCCUGGGACAGAGAUAAGACGCAGAUUUCCAUACCUGCUGACACGCCUGUAUUGCUGCAGUCCAAAGUGAAUGCUCAGAACAUCAGCAAUAAUCGUUAUCAGAAGGCCUGGGACGAGGCCAAGGCGAAAAGCUACGACAUAAGAGCUGAUGCCAUUCCCAUCAAGCAUGCCAAGGCAUCCAGAGACAUUGCGAGUGAGUACAAGUACAAAGAAACGCACGAGAAACAGAAAGGGCACUACAUUGGGUGCCGAACUGCAAAGGAGGAUCCCAAACUGUCGUGGGCUGCACGCGCGAUGCUGCUGCAGAACGACCGGAUCUACCGGAAGGCGUACCAUGAUUCGAAGGCCCGGGUCCACAUCCCAGUGGAUAUGAUGUCCGUCCAGGCAGCCAAGGAAUGCCAGACGCUAGUCAGUGAUGUUGACUACCGGCAUCGCCUGCACGAGUGGACCUGUCUGCCUGACCAGAAUGACGUGAUCCAAGCAAGGAAGGCCUACGACCUGCAGAGUGAUAACGUGUACAAGUCCGACCUGGAAUGGUUGCGUGGCAUUGGCUGGUUGACAGAAGGUUCCGUGGACGUGGUAAAAGCAAAGAGAGCCCAGGAGCUCCUGAAUGAGAGGUUGUAUCGCACGCGGCCAGAGGAGUUGAAGUUCACCAGCAUUACUGACACGCCAGAUGUUGUCCAGGCUAAGAUCAAUUCUCUGCAGAUCAGUGACCGUCUGUAUCAUGAGGCCUGGGACAGAGAUAAGACGCAGAUUUCCAUACCUGCUGACACGCCUGUAUUGCUGCAGUCCAAAGUGAAUGCUCAGAACAUCAGCAAUAAUCGUUAUCAGAAGGCCUGGGACGAGGCCAAGGCGAAAAGCUACGACAUAAGAGCUGAUGCCAUUCCCAUCAAGCAUGCCAAGGCAUCCAGAGACAUUGCGAGUGAGUACAAGUACAAAGAAACGCACGAGAAACAGAAAGGGCACUACAUUGGGUGCCGAACUGCAAAGGAGGAUCCCAAACUGUCGUGGGCUGCACGCGCGAUGCUGCUGCAGAACGACCGGAUCUACCGGAAGGCGUACCAUGAUUCGAAGGCCCGGGUCCACAUCCCAGUGGAUAUGAUGUCCGUCCAGGCAGCCAAGGAAUGCCAGACGCUAGUCAGUGAUGUUGACUACCGGCAUCGCCUGCACGAGUGGACCUGUCUGCCUGACCAGAAUGACGUGAUCCAAGCAAGGAAGGCCUACGACCUGCAGAGUGAUAACGUGUACAAGUCCGACCUGGAAUGGUUGCGUGGCAUUGGCUGGUUGACAGAAGGUUCCGUGGACGUGGUAAAAGCAAAGAGAGCCCAGGAGCUCCUGAAUGAGAGGUUGUAUCGCACGCGGCCAGAGGAGUUGAAGUUCACCAGCAUUACUGACACGCCAGAUGUUGUCCAGGCUAAGAUCAAUUCUCUGCAGAUCAGUGACCAUCUGUAUCGUGAGGCCUGGGACAGAGAUAAGACGCAGAUUUCCAUACCUGCUGACACGCCUGUAUUGCUGCAGUCCAAAGUGAAUGCUCAGAACAUCAGCAAUAAUCGUUAUCAGAAGGCCUGGGACGAGGCCAAGGCGAAAAGCUACGACAUAAGAGCUGAUGCCAUUCCCAUCAAGCAUGCCAAGGCAUCCAGAGACAUUGCGAGUGAGUACAAGUACAAAGAAACGCACGAGAAACAGAAAGGGCACUACAUUGGGUGCCGAACUGCAAAGGAGGAUCCCAAACUGUCGUGGGCUGCACGCGCGAUGCUGCUGCAGAACGACCGGAUCUACCGGAAGGCGUACCAUGAUUCGAAGGCCCGGGUCCACAUCCCAGUGGAUAUGAUGUCCGUCCAGGCAGCCAAGGAAUGCCAGACGCUAGUCAGUGAUGUUGACUACCGGCAUCGCCUGCACGAGUGGACCUGUCUGCCUGACCAGAAUGACGUGAUCCAAGCAAGGAAGGCCUACGACCUGCAGAGUGAUGCUGUCUAUAAGUCAGAUCUGGAAUGGCUCCGUGGAAUUGGCUGGUUGCCAAAUGACUCUCCUGAUGUAAAGAGAGUGAAGCAUGCCCAGAAUCUCCUGAGUGACAACGUGUACCGUACACCUAUAGAAAGCCUGAAAUACACCAGUGUUGUUGAUUCUCCAGAUGUUCUUCAAGCUAAAGUUAAUGCUGAACAAGUCAGCAUUCCAAAAUAUAAAGAAGCCUGGGAAAAGGACAAGGUUAUGAUACAUAUGAUGUCAGACACACCUGCAAUCAACCUAGCCAGGACUAAUGCUCUUAAUUAUAGCCAGAAACUGUACAAAGAAGCUUGGGAUGAGUUGAAGACGAGUUGUGAUUUGAGAGCAGAUGCAAUCCCAAUCAAGGCAGCCAAAGCUUCCAGAGAAAUUGCCAGUGAUUAUAAAUACAAAUUAGAUCAUGAGAAACAGAAAGGACAUUAUGUUGGAGUUCCAAAUGCCAAAGCAGAUACGAGAAUGAAGUUUGCCCUUGGCAUAGGCAAGGUUCAGAGUGAACUAGAGUACAAGAAGCACUUUGCCAAAUGGAAGACAGAGUGCCACCUGCCAGCUGAUAUGCUAUCCGUCCUGUCAGCCAAGCAUGGUCAGUCUUUAGUCAGUGAUAUUGACUACCGUCAUUACUUGCAUCGGUGGAUCUGUCUUCCCGAUCAGAAUGAUGUCAUACAGGCCAGGAAAGCCUAUGAUCUUCAGAGUGAUGCUAUUUACAAAUCUGAUUUAGAAUGGCUACGUGGAAUUGGAUGGUUGCCAAAUGAUUCAGUUGGGAUCAACCAUGUCAAAUAUGCUGGAGACCUCUUGAAUGAGAAAAAGUAUCGUACAAAAGCUGAAACUCUUCCAUUUACUCCAGUGGCAGACAGAGUUGAUUAUAUCACAGCAAAGAAUAGUGGUGAAAUUCUUAGUGAUAUUAAAUAUCACAAAGCAUGGAAUGAGGUCAAGUCCAAUUACACUCUAACAGACACGCCACAGCUAGAUAUGGCCCGAGAGGCAGCCAGAAUUCUUAAUCAGAAUUUAUACAAGGAAAGCUGGGAGAAAGAAAAAGCCACUGGUUACCUCUUACCUCCUGACACUGUGCAGAUCUCUCAUGCCAAACACUCAAAUGAUGUCCAAAGUGAGCUUAAAUACAAAGCUGAGUAUGUGAAACAAAGAGGACACUAUGUUGGAGUUCCCACUAUGAGAGAUGACCCCAAACUGGUGUGGUUUGAGCACGCAGGCGAGAUCCAGAAUGACAGAUUGUACAAAUCAAAUUAUCACAAAACUAAGUCAAAAAUUCACAUUCCUCCGGAUAUGGUGUCAGUUAUGGCAGCCAAGGAAUGUCAGACCUUGGUCAGUGAUAUUGAUUACCGCCAAUACCUGCAUGAAUGGACAUGUCAUCCUGAUCAGAAUGACUGUAUUCAGGCAAGGAAAGCCUAUGAUCUACAAAGUGAUAAUAUUUACAAAUCUGAUUUGGAAUGGCUCCGUGGCUGUGGUUGGAUUCCUCUGGAUUCAGUAGAACACAAGAAAGUUAAGAAUGCACAAGAAUUGAUAAAUAAGCGAGCAUAUACAAAAGAAGCCCUUGAUAACUUUUCCAAUUAUACAAGCGUGGUUGACACUCCAGACAUUGUUUUGGCAAAGAUUAACUCUGUCAAUCAGAGUGAUCUAAAAUACAAAGAAACAUUUAACCUUGAGAAAGGCCAGUACAUUGGGUCUGAUGAUACGCCUGCGCUGAACCAUGCCAGAGACAUGGCCUUACUAUAUAGUGAUAAACUUUAUAAAAAUGCUUGGGAAAUCAGUAAGCCCAUUGGGUAUACUUUGGAUGAGAAAUACAUUCCGCUUGUUGGAGCUAAGCAUGCAAAUUACAUUAAUAGUGAGCUUAAAUAUAAGGAAAUAUAUGAGAAGCUGAAAGGCCAUUACCUGGCUGGGAAGGAUAUCGGUGAUUUCCCCAGUGUCAUUCACUCGCUAGCAUUCCAGAAAAUGAGAAGUGCGUUGGCAUACAGAAAAAAUUAUGAAGAUACCAAAGCAAAUGUCCAUAUUCCAAGUGACAUGAUGAAUCAUGUGCUAGCUAAAAGGUGCCAAUAUAUUCUCAGUGAUCUAGAAUACCGAACUUACUUUCAUCAGUGGAAUUGUUCGCCUGAAGAGAAUGAUGUUGUUCAAGCCAGAAAGGCCCAGGAGAUUUUGAGUGAUGUGGUAUAUAAAGAUGACUUAAAUUGGCUGAAGGGACUUGGAUGCUAUGUCUGGGAUACUCCACAAAUCCUGCAUGCUAAAAAAUCAUAUGACCUCCAGAGCCAAAUAAAAUACACAGCUGCAGGAAAAGAGAAUUUGCAGAACUUUGGUGUUGUUACUGAUACACCUCUCUACGUGACUGCAGUGCAGAGUGGUGUAAAUGCUAGUGAUGUGAAAUACAAAGCAAAUUACCACAAAACUAAGGACAAGUAUACAACUGUGACUGAAACAGUGGAUUCUGAAAGAGUUCACAAUUUGAAACACCUUUUUAGCAAUAAUCUCUACAAGGAAGCCUGGGAUAAAGUGAAAGCUACUGGCUAUAUGUUGCCCUCUGAUGCAGUCUCCUUAGCACGUGCAAAAGAACUGAAGCAUAAUGCUAGUACAGUAAAAUACCGGGAAGAAUAUGACAAGUUUAAAGCACUGUACACACUACCCAGAGGUGUUGAAGAUGAUCCCAACACAGCAAGGUGCUUGAGAGUUGGAAAGCUUAAUAUUGAUCGCCUGUACAAGGAAGUCUAUGAAAAGAAUAAAGCCAAAAUCCACAUUGUUCCAGACAUGGUAGACAUAAUUUCUGCUAAGGAUGCACAGAAGAAAAUCAGUGAAAUUGAUUACCGCACACAUCUUCAUGAGUGGAUGUGUCUACCAGAUCUUCAAAUCAAUGCCCAUGUUCGAAAAGUCACUGAUCAACUUAGUGAUGUGGUAUAUAAGGAUGAUCUCAACUGGCUGAAAGGCAUUGGCUGCUUCGUCUGGGACACCCCUGAAAUUCUCCAUGCCAAACACGCAUAUGACCUUCGCAGUGAUAUUAAGUACAAAUCUAAGGCAGAGAAAAUGAAGAAUGACUACACUGUGGUCAUGGACACUCCUGUCUAUGUCCAGAAUGUCCUUAGUGGCAUGAAUUUGAGUGAAGCUGUCUAUCGCAGUGAAUAUGUGCACAAUGUCAAAGGCAAAAUGAUUCCUACUGAUAAAACAGUAGAUUUGGAGCGGGCAAAUCAUGCACACAAAAUACAGAGUGAAAAUUUGUAUCGCUGGGCUGGUUUGAAUGCUCUACCUACUGGAUACAAACUUCCUACGGAUACCCCAAGCUUUCAGCAUGCCAAACAUGUGCAAUAUAUUGGCAGUGAUCUGAAAUAUAAAGAAGCCUAUGAACACUUGAAAGCUAAAGGCUAUACUCUGGGACCUAAAGAUGUUGGGUUUGAAUAUGUAAAGAAAGUGAAUCAAGUCAUUAAUGAGAGGUUGUAUCGGGCAACAUACCACAAAUACAAGGACAAGAUUCAUACCACUCCUGACACACCAGAAAUCCGUCAAGUCAGAGCUACGCAGGAAGCUGUCAGUGAUCUCAUCUACAAGUCAGAUUUCUUUAGGAUGCAGGGACACUUGAUUUCCCUGCCAUACACACCUCAGGUGUUACACUGCCGCUAUGUUGGGGACAUCACAAGUGAUAAUAAAUACAAAGAGGAUCUGAAGUGGCUGAAGGGCUUGGGUUGCUUCCUAUAUGAUACUCCUGACAUGGUCCGUGCUCGCCACCUGCGUAAACUUUGGUCUAAUUAUAUAUACACUGAUAAUGCAAAGAAGAUGCGGGAUAAAUACAGUGUGGUAUUGGAUACUCCUGGAUACAGGACAGUUCAAGAAUUAAAAACACAUUUGAGUGAACUGGUUUACAGAGCUGCAGGCAAGGAGCUGAAGACAAAAUAUACUUCCAUCCUUGAUACACCUGAUUUCUUAAGAGCCAAGCAUGGACAAAAAAUACAGAGCCAGUAUUUGUAUGUGGAGCUUGCCACAAAAGAGAGACCCCAUCACCAUGCUGGUGGUCAGACUCCAGCUUUUACCCAUGCUAGGCAUGUAAAGGACAUGGUUAGUGAGAAAAAGUAUAAAAUCCAAUAUGAGAAGAUGAAGGACAAAUACACACCUGUCCCUGACACACCAGUCUUGAUCAGAGCCAAGAGAGCAUACCUGAAUGCUAGUGAUUUGCGCUACAAAGAAACCUUUGAGAGCACAAAGGGGAAAUACCACACAGUGAAAGAUGCUUUGGAUAUUGUCUAUCACCGAAAGGUCACUGAUGAUAUUAGCAGUGUGAAAUAUAAAGAAAACUACAUGAGUCAUUUGGGUAUCUGGAGAUCUAUCCCAGACCGACCAGAACAUUCCCAUCAUCGUGCAGUCACCGAUGCUAUUAGUGAUGUUAAAUACAAGGAAGACUUAUCAUGGCUCAGAGGCUUUGGCUGUUAUGCAUGGGAUACUCCAGAUUUUGCUCUGGCAGAAAAGAAUAAGGUGCUCUACAGUGGGUGUAAGUACAAGGAAAUAUUUGAGAAGACUAAGUCUCAUUUUAAGUAUGUAGCUGACUCUCCUAUUAACAGGCAUUUUAAAUAUGCCACUAAGUUGAUGGAUGAGAAAUUAUAUAAAGCUGCCUAUGAGAAGCUCAAAGAUAGGUACAGCGUUAUUGUGGAUGAUCCUAGGAACCUCCUGGCCAAGUGGGGGACCACACUGAGCAGUCAGAAAAAAUAUAAGUCCUUUGCCAAGAUGUUGCUGAAACAAGGAUGUAAUGAAAUUCUGAGGCCAGAUAUGCUGAGAGCACUCUACAACACAUACUUAUGGAGCCAGGUCGAAUAUAAAAAGGAAUAUGAAAAGAAGAAAGACAAAUAUACUACAAUUGUGGAUACUCCAGAACACUUACGGACUACAAAAGUGAACAAACAGAUCAGUGAUAUUAUUUACAAGUUGGAAUAUAACAAAGCAAAGCCUAAAGGCUAUACCACAAUCCAUGAUACACCUAUGUUAUUGCAUGUGCGCAAGGUCAAGGACAGAAUAAGUGAUCUGAAAUACAAAGAGCUGUAUGAGAGGAAUAAAGCUCACUGCAAUGUCAUAGCUGAUUCAGUUCAUAUUAAGACUCCAAGGCAUGCUUACAAGCUAAACAGCAAUCUGGAUUAUAAGAAAAAAUAUGAAGCAGCUAAGGCUCAUUGGCACUGGAUUGCUGACAGGCCUGACUUUGUGCAAGCGGCCAAGUCAUCUCUGCAACAGAGUGAUUAUGAAUACAAGCUGGACCGUGAAUUCCUAAAAGGAUGCAAACUCUCUGUCACAGAUGAUAAAAACACAGUAUUGGCUUUAAAUAAUGCCAUCUUGGCAAGUGAUAUAAAAUACAAAGAGAAACAUAACAAAGCGCGAGGAACAUACCAUGUUGUCCCAGAUACACCUCAGAUCCUCCUGGCUAAAAGUGUCAGCUCUCUUGUGUCUGAGAACAAAUACAAAGAACAUAGCAAGAAGCAGCUUCCACAUGGGUCUUACACAACCCUGCCUGAGACACGAGACACUGCUCAUGUGAAAGAGGUGACCAAGAACGUCAGUGAGACAAAUUAUAAAAAGAAGUUUGUGAAGGAGAAAGGCAAGUCUGACUAUUCUGUGAUGUUGGAGCCUCCUGAAGUGAAACAUGCCAUGGAAGUGGCUAAGAAACAGAGUACCGUUGAAUACAAGAAAGAUGCCAAAUCCAAGCUCCUCUACACACCUAUAGCAGAUAGACCAGAUAUUAAAAAAGCAACGCAAGCUGCCAAGUUAAUUAGCGAUAUUGAAUAUAAGAAGCGUGGAGAAGCUGGCAUAGGUGUAAGCAUGCUGGGACGUCCGGAUAUUGAACUUGCAAAGGAGGUGUCAAAGCUAACUAGUCAGGUUAAAUACAAGGAGAAUUUUUCCAGAGAGAAGGGUAAAAAGCCAAAGUAUGAUUUAAAGGAGGCUAAAAUCUACAAGACCAUGAAAGAUGCUCACAACAUGGCUAGUGAGGUGAAAUAUAAGGCAGAUUUAAAGAAGCUUCAUAAGCCUGUCACAGACAUGUCUGAAUCGCUGAUUAUGAACCAUGUCCUGAGUACAAGCCAACUCGCCAGUGCUUACCAGUACAAGAAGCAGUAUGAGAAGAGUAAGGGUCACUACCAUGUGGUGCCAGAUAAUCUUGAACAGGUUCAUCUAAGGGAGGCAUCAGAACUACAGAGCCAAGUGAAAUACAGAGAAAAGUAUGAGAAGGAAAAAGGAAAACCUAUGUUGGACUUUGAAACUCCAACGUACCUUACUGCAAAAGAAUCUCAGCUCAUGCAGAGUGAGAAAGAAUAUAAGAAGGACUUUGAAGAGUGCAUUAAGGGCAGAAACCUAACUGGCUUGGAGAUUACACCAUCCUUAUUACAUGUCAAAUACGCAACCAAAAUAGCAAGCGAGAAAGAGUACAGGAAGGAUCUGGAGGAAGGUGUCAAAGGCAAAGGUCUAACAGCCUUAGAAGAGACUCCAGACAUGUUAAGAGCAAAGAAUGCAACUCAAAUCCUAAAUGAGAAAGAGUACAAAAAAGCACUGGAACUGGAAAUCAAAGGAAGAGGUCUGACAGAACUGGCUUUGGAGACACCAGAUUUUGUGAGAGCAAGGAAUGCCACUGACAUUGCCAGCCAGAUCAAAUACAAACAGCUGGCAGAAAUGGAGAAAGCCAACUACACCAGUGUUGUUGAUACUCCAGAGAUUAUUCAUGCCCAGCAAGUCAAGAACCUUUCAAGCCAGAAAAAGUAUAAGGAAGAUGCAGAAAGGACCAUGCCAUACUUUGUGCCUGUUGCAGACACUCCAGAAAUGCAGAGAGUCCGUGAGAAUCAAAAGAACUUUAGCACACUUCAGUAUCAGUGGGACCUACAGAACAGUAAAGGAAAAGUUACAGUGGUACAAGACACACCAGAAAUACUGCGUGUGAAAGAAAACCAGAAGAAUUUCAGCUCGAUUUUAUAUAAAGAAGAUAUUGGAACUGGAACUACUAUUGAAAAGACACCAGAGAUGCAGAGAGUUAAGCGAACCCAGGAUGCAAUUAGCUCGAUUAAGUACAAGGAGAGUAUUGGCAAAGGAACUCCAAUUCCUGAUCUCCCAGAAGUGAAGCGUGUCAAGGAGACCCAGAAGCACAUCAGCACGGUAUUGUACAAAGAGGACGUAGGGACAGGUAUCCCAACACCUGUCACUCCAGAAAUAGAGAGAGUCAAACGCAAUCAAGAACACAUUAGCUCGGUGUUAUACAAAGAGGGCUUAGGGACUGGCACCCCAACACCGGUCACUCCAGAGAUGGAGAGAGUCAAACGCAAUCAAGAACACAUUAGCUCGGUGUUGUACAAAGAGGGGCUGGGGAUUGGAACCCCAGUACCUGUAACUCCCGAGAUGGAGAGAGUCAAACGCAAUCAAGAAAACUUUAGCUCGGUGUUGUACAAAGAGGAUCUGGGGACAGCGACCCCAACAGCUGUCACUCCUGAGAUUGAAAGAGUCAAACGCAAUCAAGAAAACUUUAGCUCGGUAUUAUACAAGGAGGAUCUGGGGACAGCGACCCCAACAGCUGUCACUCCCGAGAUUGAAAGAGUCAAACGCAAUCAAGAAAACUUUAGCUCGGUGUUGUACAAAGAGGAUCUGGGGACAGGAACCCCAAUACCUGUCACUCCUGAGGUUGAGAGAGUCAAACGCAAUCAAGAACACAUUAGCUCGGUGUUGUACAAAGAAAACAUAGGGAAAGCAACCCCAACACCUGUCACUCCUGAGAUGGAAAGAGUCAAACGCAAUCAAGAAAUCAUUAGCUCGGUUUUGUACAAAGAAAAUGUGGGGAAAGUGACCCCAACACCAAUCACUCCAGAGAUGGAGAGAGUCAAACGCAAUCAAGAAAUCAUUAGCUCGGUGUUGUACAAAGAAAACUUGGGGCGAGCAACCCCCACCCCUAUCACUCCAGAGAUGGAGAGAGUCAAACGCAAUCAAGAACACAUUAGCUCGGUUGUAUACAAAGAAGGCUUAGGGAAGGCAACUCCCACCCCUAUCACUCCAGAGAUGGAGAGAGUCAAACGCAAUCAAGAACACAUUAGCUCGGUUGUAUACAAAGAAGGCUUAGGGAAGGCAACCCCCACACCGGUCACUCCAGAGAUGGAGAGAGUCAAACGCAAUCAAGAACACAUUAGCUCGGUUUUGUACAAGGAACAUCUGGCAAAAGGAACUCCAACACCAAUCACUCCAGAGAUGGAGAGGGCUAAACGCAAUCAAGAAAACAUUAGCUCGGUUCUUUAUUCUGAUAGUUUCCGAAAACAAGUACAAGGCAAAGCUGCCUAUGUGCUGGACACACCUGAAAUGCGGCGUGUACGAGAGACCCAGAAACACAUCUCUACGGUGAAAUACCAUGAAGAUUUUGAGAAAAGCAAAGGUAGUUUCACGCCUGUAGUUACCGACCCCAUUACAGAACGUGUGAAAAAGAACAUGCAGGACUUCAGUGACAUUAGCUAUAGGGGCAUUCAAAGACGAGUAGUAGAAAUGGAGCGAAAGCGUGUGGACCAGGAUCAAGAGAAUCUCACAGGUCUUCGUGUGUGGCGCACUAACCCUGGGUCGGUCUUUGACUAUGACCCAGCAGAAGACAACAUUCAGUCCAGAAGCUUACACAUGAUCUCUGUCCAAGCCCAGCGCCGUAGCAGGGAGCAUUCCCGCUCUGCCAGUGCCUUAAGCCUCAGUGGUGGGGAUGAGAAAUCGGAGCCCUCGGAUGGUGUGGAUCAACAUUUGUCCUACUACAGCAGUGGGGGCUUUUUUACCACAACUGCAACAGUGGCCUACAAACAUGCUAAAACUAUAGAGCUGCCACAACAAAGAUCAUCUUCAGUUGCCACCCAGCAGACAACUGUAUCCUCGGUUCCUUCUCACCCAUCUACUGCUGGCAAGACAUACCGGGCCAUGUAUGACUACAUGGCAGCUGAUGCUGAUGAAGUUUCCUUCAAAGAUGGUGACACAAUCGUAAACGUACAAGCAAUUGAUGAAGGCUGGAUGUAUGGGACUGUCCAGAGAACUGGCAAGACCGGCAUGCUGCCAGCCAACUACGUAGAAGCUGUCUAAAGUAAACCACAUCUCUCCAUAAAGCCUAUCUGCAUGGCAAAAACACAUAGGCACUUCUCACAACAUAAGCCUUUGGGAAAAAAAUACCGUAAGCUCUUCUCAACAUGCCUUGUUUUCCAUGUUGGUAAUGCUUUAUGGACCAUCCUCUUGGGAGGUGUGGGGGAGGAUAGAGAAAAAUAACAACAACAAAAAGUACCAACAUACUACAGUAACUACUACAGUACUCUUAAAAAUAUCUUUCCAAAACAUUUCUGAAAACUGCCUGUAAAAACACUACCAGUCAUUGCUCAUGGGAGAACUGUAUUUUUUCCAUUGUCCAAAAUCUUUUUACAUUGCCUGGACGGACUUUCAUAUAAAAUAUUUAUGUUAUGAAUACCACCCAUUUGUUUAGCAAUGCUAGAAUCGCAAUCUAGUAAACAUUACGGAACUUCUAUUCAGGUAUUUAAGAUUAAGACUACCUAAUGUUACUUUAUUGGUUUUCCCAUGAAGAGAAAUAGUAGUUUUCUGGGCUAUUCUAAAAUGCUUGAAUAUAUUUAUUUCUUUUCCAUGUAAGCAAUAUUUAAGCUUAGUAUCCCAAACCAGACAAUAUUCAUCUGCGGGGAAAAAAAAUCACACAGCAAAAGCCUCUCCUCUGCUUGCUGAGCACUCAUGCAUGUGUUUUUCAUCCGAGUGUUCUGGGGUCAAAAGCUGUUUUCUUGUAAAUUAGUGAGUAAAUAAAAGCUAAUGUUUCUGCA